Messenger RNA from Neltuma alba, 1446 nucleotides. RefSeq lists its product as uncharacterized. The transcript has a single exon. Lineage: Eukaryota; Viridiplantae; Streptophyta; Magnoliopsida; Fabales; Fabaceae. The record is from RefSeq and is a predicted model, not a curated record. Bases 1 to 1446 code for a protein of 481 amino acids.
AUGGAUCGUAGUUGGAUUGACGCUCUAAGAACAAGUGACGAAUAUGAGUGUGGGGUGGAUCAGUUUUUGGAAUUUGUGAAGAAUAAUGUUCCUAAUAACAAUGGAUUGUUUUAUUGUCCUUGUGUUAAAUGUAUGAAUAGGUUGCGACAAAUUACAACAGAAAUAAAGGAUCACUUGAUUUGUUUUGGGUUCUACAAAGUAUAUAAACAAUGCGUAUUGCAUGGUGAGUCUAAAAAACAUAGAGUGUGCCAGAUUGAGAAAGAUGAUAUGGAUAUGGAUGAGCGAGUGGAAGAUAUGAUUCAUGAUGUAGGUGUUGAUGUUGUUAAGCAAUUACAUAAAUAUAGUAACUUGUGCAAUGAUGCCGAAAAGCCUUUAUAUCCUGGGUGCACAAAGUACACAAGGUUGACAGUAGUGUUAAAGCUAGUCAACUUAAAAGCAAAAAAUGGGUGGAGUAAUAAGAGUUUCACAGAGUUGCUUAUAUUGUUGAAAGAUAUGCUUCCAAAAGGUAAUCUACUUCCAGAUCAUAAUUAUGAGGCAAAGAAGAUAUUAUGCCCAAUAGGAUUAGGAUAUAAAAAGAUACAUGCUUGCCCCAAUGACUGUGUAUUAUAUAGAAAAGCAUACGAUGAGCUGGAUGCAUGUCCGGUCUGUGGGACAUCAAGCUAUAAAGUAAAAGAGAUGGAGGGUGGUGAUGUUAUUACUAAGGGGCCUCCUGCAAAGGUAUUGUGGUAUCUUCCGAUAAUACCAAGAUUUAAACAUUUAUUUGCUAAUGCAAAUGAGGCAAAGAAGUUAAGAUGGCAUGUUGAAGAAAGGAAAACUGACGGAAUGCUUCGACAUCCUACUGAUUCUUCUCAAUGGAAAAGGUUCAAUCAAUUAUUUUCUGAAUUUGGUAAUGAGCCUAGGAAUCUUAGGCUUGGACUUUGCACGGAUGAGAUGAAUCCUUAUGGAAAUCUUAACAGUCAACAUAGCUCAUGGCCUGUUCUCUUAGUGAUUUAUAAUCUACCUCCUUGGUUGUGUAUGAAACACAAGUAUAUUAUGUUAUCUUUGAUGAUUUCGGGCCCAAAACAGCCAGGAAAUGAUAUGGAUGUUUAUCUAGUACUGUUGAUUGAUGAUUUGAAGAUGAUGUGGGAGGUAGGUGUAGAUGUAUUUGAUACAUAUCAUGAAGAGUCUUUUAAGCUAAGAGCUAUGAUUUUUUGCACAAUAAAUGAUUUUCCUGCUUAUGGAAACUUAUCCGGAUAUAGUGUUAAAGGGCACAAUGCAUGCCCUAUAUGUGAAGCAGGACAUCUCACCAAUAGUUAUCACAUGGAAAGAAGACAUUUUAUCUUGGUCAUCGAAGAUUUCUUAAACCAGGCCACCCUUAUCAAAGGAAGAAAAAGGAAUUUAAUGGCUUUCAAGAGUAUAAGGACCCUCCAGAGCCCCUUACUAUAUACCAAGUAUAUGAACAGGUGA